Amphibalanus amphitrite is the source of this 2256-nucleotide messenger RNA. Its product is annotated as sodium-dependent phosphate transport protein 1, chloroplastic-like. Gene Ontology annotation, molecular function: transmembrane transporter activity. Lineage: Eukaryota; Metazoa; Arthropoda; Thecostraca; Balanomorpha; Balanidae. Gene Ontology annotation, biological process: monoatomic anion transport; transmembrane transport. Bases 346 to 1608 code for a protein of 420 amino acids. The record is from RefSeq and is a predicted model, not a curated record. The transcript has 11 exons.
UCGACAUUCUUGUGCAGCAGUGAUUCAAGGAUAGAGUCGACGGCUUAUUUAGUACUGGUACCUAAAUUUACCUAUAUGGAAUCAUAUGGAAGCAAAUAUCUGCGUUUUCGUAACAGUCACGCCAUUUCUGUCUCAGAAGUUUCAGCGUUAUGCAGGCGAGUAGUUUGUUUGAUGGGAAUUUGUUUAUUUAGUAUUUAAUAGGAGCUGUAUCGCUUGCAAAAGAAGAAAUCUGAAGCUGAACACAUUAAUGUGUUCCAAGAAGAGGAACUCAACCUGUAGCCAAUCCUGUUUGUGAAUGGAUAGUUUAAACACUUAAUGCAGUCACAAAGUAUAUAGAUACUAAAAAUGACUAGAAGCUUGACAUCACGACACAUCAAGAUCAUUGUUUCAUUGUGCUCUGCAGCAAACUUCAUCAAUGCUGCUGACAGGGUGCUGAUGCCCAUAGCCAUAAUACCUAUGACAGAUGAAUUUGGCUGGACAUUGCACUGGCAGGGGUGGAUAUUGUCAUCCUUUGCACUGGGAUAUUUGACUAGUCAGAUCAUCGGUGGGAGCCUGGCGACGCGCGUGGGCGGCCGCUCUGUUCUGCUGUUUGCCGUUCUGCUGUGGUCGCUGAGCACGGUCAUCACGCCGCUGAUCGCACACUCUAUAUCUGGCCUCAUCAUCUGCCGGAUACUGCUCGGGCUCGGCGAGGGACUGGGUCUGCCGACGAUAUUCCACGUGUACGCCCACUACGUGCCGGUCGAGGAGCGCUCCCGGGCGUUCGGCUACCUGAUCGCCGCCGGCGGGGUCGGACAAACCGUGGCUGCUGUGCUGUGCCCCCACCUGCCCUGGAGGACGUCGUUUAUCCUACUGGGCCUGCUCGGCCUGGCCUGGCUGCCGCUCUGGUGUCUGCUCUACCCCGACACGGGAGAUGCCGAGAGCGAGGGCUUCAUGUCAAGGUCGGGAGCGGCCAAGGUGCGAUGGGCCGAGUUUGUCAGUCACUGGCCGCUCUGGGCCAUCUACAUCGCCCACUUCGCCAUGAACUGGAGCAACUACAUCAUCAUGCACUGGCUACCCACCUACCUGUCGCGCACGCUGGGAGCCAACACGGAGUCCAUCAGCCUGACGGCGGUGCCCUACAUCGUCAACUCGGUCAUCGGAGUCGCGGCCGGUCACCUGGCCGACCGUCUCAUCACCAAGAAGCAGUGGACGGUGCUGUCGGUACGCCGUCUGAUGACCACCGUCGGCCUGGUGGGGCCGGCCGUGUUCCUGCUGCUCUUCUGUGCCGUUACAAACCUGCCGGCGGCGCUGCUGCUGGUGUCGAUAGUGAUGGGCUUCUGCGCGUUCAACUCGGCCGGCCACCUGAGCAACCACGCCGAGGUGGCGCCCAACCACGCCGGGGUCACGUUCGCCAUCUCAAACACCCUGGCCACGAUCCCGGGCAUUCUGUGCGGCCCGGUGACGGCCGACCUAGUGACGGCUUCCCAGGGCCGGUGGUUCCCCGUUUUCGCGUUAGCAGCGGCCGUGAACCUGGUGGGAGCCAUUGUCUACUACAGCCAGAGCUCAGCACUACAGCUGCUCGGCCUGCAGCGGUACUCGAUGAUGGAGAGCUACCGGGAGCGGGUGUGACCCCGGCCGGGCCGCCGGCGGGACGCGGGCCCGUGACACGCUCACCGCCGGCCGCCGCCGCCGUCAGGGACACAGAUCUGAGCGCACCGCGCCGGACGGCGGCGAGGGAGUGCCGGCCGACUACCUACCGGGUGAUAUGGGAAUGACUGGGUCCACGCAGCGGUGUCUAUUGAGUGUGAUACGUGCCGGCGCCGCCGGGCCGGCCUUACUACUUUAAUCUGUUGUCGAGACAAUGCUUUAACCGUGCGCGCCUGCCGCCAGUGUUGGGCCGAGUCGGUCUGACGAAGACAGCGGUGGGCCUGGGGCCGACAGUGUUUGUAUUUAUCGUUAACCGCCUCCGGCCGGCAGGCAGCUGGCCACUGCGCGGUUUUCUGAUCCGCCGACUGACGAGUGAGUCCUCUUGGCUCUAUGACGAGCAUUGGCGCACCGUGCGUCGUCGAAGGCGACUAUGAGGAGACUGAAUGGGUAUCGUAUCGGGCAGACCGGGUGAUCACCAUACCAGAGUGUCGCGGCGACCGUCGUGAGGGGGGGGGGGGUCUCCCUCGACUGGCCGAGUCGCAGCCCCUUUGAGCCGAGUAUAUGUCGGAUGGCCGUCCGCAGUUAACGUCAACAGACGUUAAUAAUUGCCAAUAAAAGUGUUCAAAGACA